AGUGACUCAGAGUUGGGAGCCAGUGGCCAGGAGGCAAGGGCGGGUGGGAGUAGUCGCAGGUAUAAGGGCAGGCCAGGGUGCCAGCUGCUCUUUACCAGGAGAACAUGCGGCUUCUCUUCGGGCUUCUGCUGGCUGUGGCCUUGAACCUGGAGCUGGCCCAGGGCCUGCAGUGCCACCUGUGCAAGGGCUUUGGAGGCUGCUCCCACGCGUCCAGCUGCCCGCGAGGCUCCACCCACUGUGUCAUCAUCGCUACCCGGUCCCCCAUCAGCUUCCAGGACCUGCCUCUGGUCACCAAGAUGUGCUACAAUGGCUGCCCUGAUGUCCCCAGUCUGGGCCUGGGACCCCAUGUAUCCAUUGCCUGCUGCCAGUCCAACCUCUGUAACCAUGACUGAUCACUGUCCUCCAUCAUGUCUGGCCUGACAGACCACGUCCCCUACCCUUGCCUAGCCCCUGAAGACCCUCCCAACCUGGCCAGCCCACACCUCCCUCAACUCACUCUUCCUGGGGAAGUCCUGCAUGAAGUCUUGCCUCAGUCUGCUGCCGUGCACACCUAAGCACACCUCCUGGGUGUCCCCUCCCCCCACCACAGUCCCCACAAACCCCCAAUAAACUGUG
Messenger RNA from Sciurus carolinensis (gray squirrel), 615 nucleotides. It is a transcript of the gene Slurp2, whose product is annotated as secreted LY6/PLAUR domain containing 2. Gene Ontology annotation, molecular function: acetylcholine receptor inhibitor activity. The record is from RefSeq and is a predicted model, not a curated record. The transcript has 3 exons. NCBI's taxonomy places the organism in Eukaryota, Metazoa, Chordata, Mammalia, Rodentia, Sciuridae. Bases 105 to 392 code for a protein of 95 amino acids.